Eupeodes corollae is the source of this 3497-nucleotide messenger RNA. It is a transcript of the gene Ctl2, whose product is annotated as choline transporter-like 2. NCBI's taxonomy places the organism in Eukaryota, Metazoa, Arthropoda, Insecta, Diptera, Syrphidae. Gene Ontology annotation, cellular component: membrane. The transcript is spliced from 10 exons. Bases 882 to 3248 code for a protein of 788 amino acids. The record is from RefSeq and is a predicted model, not a curated record. Gene Ontology annotation, biological process: transmembrane transport. Gene Ontology annotation, molecular function: transmembrane transporter activity.
AAAGUCGAUUCAUUCAUAGCGAACCUCGUAAAACCGGGCUUGAAUUGCGAUUAAUUACACUUUAUAUCGACCUACGUACAAAACGUACACAAAAUUUAUUCACAGGCAAUCCCUAACUCUACAAAAAAAAUUAAAAAAGAAAACUAAGGAGGGGGACAUUCAUAAACUACCUAACAGGUAACCCAACAAUAAUACAGGUUUUGUUUGUAAACGAAGUCGAAGUAUGUAGACGCAAAAUUCCCCGAGUGCAACUGCUACAAUAAUACGCUGCGGAUACUUUUGCCAUAAUUGUUUCCACUGGCUUUUUUGUUAAGUGUUUUUCUUUUUGUUUGUGAUUCUGGAAAAGUGAAACUUGUCAAGUGGAAAUUCAUUACAUAAGAUGAAUUAAAUACAUAAAACAGAUUUUCAUCUUGUUGAUUUCUAUUUGUUUGUUGUUGAUAAAAAGUGCAAAUUGUUUGUUUAGUGCAGAGAGUACAGAAAGCUUCUUGGAAUUGGAUAUCUUGGUCUCGGCUCUUUGUGAUAAGAAAUAUAAGAAAGAACCCCAAGUGUAGUGUAUCCAAAAGGUCAUUAGUACCUCCCGAUGUAUGUAUGUACUUUGUGAUGAUGCGUGCAACAACGUUUGUAAGGUGGUUGUAAACAAAGAACAACAGUAGUGGCAAACAACAUCGCCACCGCAGCCACAGACCGACACACCGUCUAGUCUCCGUCGUCAUCGGUCGUCGGGACAAGUAUAGUGCAGUCGUUAUUAUUUCUUGGUUCUUCCAGAGAAUAGAAGUGUAAUAAAAUCAAGUGAAUAUAACGGUUUAGAUUUUAUUUCUGAUCUGCAUAAAUAAUUGAACAACUUUUGCACAUACAAUCGGCGCGGUUCUCCACUAUGUAAAAUGGUUAGACACGAUGACACUGAAAGUAUUUACGGUGAACGUUUGCAAUAUGAUCGGAAAUUUAAGGGACCGCUCUCGAAACGAUCGUGCACUGAUGUGUUCUGUUUACUAAUUUUUGUCAUCUUCCUGGCAGCUUGGGGCUACAUUGGUCAUUACGCUGUUCGAAAUGGUGAUUUGAAUAAAUUACUCGUUCCGACGGAUUCGUUUAAUAGAAAAUGCGGGGUUGAUGCUGCUGUAAAAGACAAAAAAUAUUUGUUUUUCUUCAACUUGGAGAAAUGUAUCGAUCCAUUAGUGCCAAUUACUGGUUGUCCAACACCUCAAGUCUGUGUGUCGCAAUGUCCCACGGAGACUUUUGUUUGGGAUAAUGUUAAAAAUAAACUGAGUGUGGAUGAUCUCAAGCAAAAGCUUAUAUGCCAGACGGACGCCUAUAAGAGUAGUAUUAACUCAAUAGAUGAUGCCGAAAAAGCUAUAUUGUCAAACCGGUGUGCCCGUUGGUAUGUCAAAAGCAAGCCAUUUGGGAAUAGAUGCAUAUGGGAUUUCGCAGCUGAUACCUGCGAAAACAUCCCACUUUAUCUAAGAGAUGCAUCAUUACAAAGUCUUAAAAUGACACCGAAGUCGUCGAGCUUCGUAGCAUUUCCCACGACAGAGAAUUCAAAAAGAAAUGGCGGUGAUAUUUUAGUUAAGAAAUUCAAUAAUCUCGAACGAACAAAUCAUCAAUUAAGAGAGCCUGUCGAAGAAAUUGUCGAUUGCGGAACACGCUACCAGCUUGGAGAAGUAAUAAAACAAAAAGUACAAAAGUCUAAUUCCUAUGUGACACGUCUAACUGGGAAUUUAAUUCAACAUUUCUACAAAGGAGAAAAUGCUCAACAGGUUGGCGAGAAAGUUGUUGAAGAUAUUAUAAGCUCAUGGCCUACAAUUUUCUUGGUUCUGGUUGUAACAAUGGCAGCAUCACUCAUAUUCAUUGCUCUAAUGAGAUGGGUUGCGACACCGUUAGUUUGGCUGUCUAUAUUGGGAGUACUAGUCGGACUCGGAUUUGGUGUAUAUUUUAGUAUUGGCCAAUACAAAUACUGGAAGAAUACCACGGCAGUUCCAAAUCAUUCUCUUAACCUAUCGUCAACUGUUAAAAAUAUUUUCCAGGACGCAAAACUCUGGCUCUAUGCAUCAAUAAUUCUUGGCAUAGUAUUCGUUGUGAUAUUUCUUUUAGUCAUUGUUCUAAGAAGUAGAAUUCGAAUAGCAGUAGCUUUGGUCAAGGAAGGCAGCAAGGCAGUUUCAUGUGUAGUUGCAACUGUUUUCUUCCCUAUUUUUCCAUGGUUUUUGUUCAUGUGCACAAUAUCAAUAUCGGUUGUGAUUGGUCUAUUCUUGGCUUCAGUUGGAGAUCCAUCGUUCAUAGUAACACGAUCAGCUGAAUCGACUGAGGACUGUAGAUGUGAAGGCAUUGCAACAAAUUACACUCGAGGAGCUGCUUGUGAUCCGGUGAUUUUUCAAAACCACUGCUUCCUUAAACCAAGUAGUUUUGCAUUGUUCUCAGGGCAAAAUAAUCCAUGCAUUGAAACUGGGUGCUUUUUUGAAGGCAUUGGAAAUCCAAAGAUUGUUUCGUAUUUUCAAAUUUACAAUUUUAUUGGAUUUUUGUGGUUAUCAUUCUUCAUAUCGGCAUUAGGUGAGAUGGUAUUGGCAGCUACCUUUGCAACUUGGUAUUGGACAUUCCACAAAUCUGAUGUUCCAUAUUUUGUUCUGAGUCAAGCAUUCGGUAGAACAGUGCGCUAUCAUCUUGGAACUGUGGCACUCGGAGCAUUUAUAUUAACCAUCUGUCGAUUUAUUCGUGUUGUUCUAGAAUACAUCGAUCAGAAAUUAAAGAAAUUCGACAAUAGUGUGACAAGAGGUAUCCUUUGUUGCAUGAAAUGCUUCUUUUGGUGUUUGGAGAACUUUUUACGUUUCAUUAAUAAGAACGCAUACAUAAUGUGUGCAAUCCAUGGAAAAAAUUUCUGCGCAAGUGCUAAGGACUCUUUUAAUCUGCUAAUGAGAAAUUUUCUACGUGUGAUAGCUGUGGACAAAGUGACUGAUUUCUUGUUCUUCCUCUCGAAAUUGCUUCUAACUGGUGCUGCUGGCGUCGGCACGUAUUAUUACUUCGAAAAUACACCAACUGAACCUGCUUUAAAUUAUAUUGCCGUUCCAAUUACUAUAGUUGUAAUUGCAACUUUUUUGAUUACAAGUGUAUUUUUCGGAGUAUACUCGAUGGCAGUUGAUACGUUGUUUUUAUGUUUCUUGGAAGACUGUGAACGUAAUGAUGGUUCUGAAGAAAAACCAUAUUUUAUGUCGAAGCAGCUGAUGAAAAUUUUACGCAAACGAAACAAAAUGCCAACGCCAUAAAUAAAUAAUAUUUAAUUUAUUUUUGUUUAUAAAGAUAAAGAGUGAAAUGAAAUGAAAUGGUUCUCAUGUAUGUUAUGUACCUAUGGUUUGAUAAUGAUGCGCAAAGUUUGCUCAAAUUGUUGUGAGCGGAAUAGAUUACCAAAAAAGAAACAAAAUAUAUUUUGUAUUAAUAUAAUUAUAAUAAUGUUACAAUAAAAAAACAAUUUUUAAUAUUUAUAAAUAAAGUGAAGAUUUAUCUAUCUAUACAAA